AUGUGCCAUAACGACAUUGAUGGCAUCAGCCCAGACCGAGGUCUGAUUGGGAUGGGAUCAUGUCGGCCAUUCUCAAGGCAAACCGGUGAAUCCUGCCAGGAAACCAUCGCUCUGGAACGAAUCAGUUCCUACCGUCUUCAACAGCGGGAAACAAGGGGAUCAUCUCGAGCAUGUUCAGACCAGAAGCAAUGGCUGCCUAUGGGGGCGGGCAAGCCAUACCCUCCUUCGCCAAUAGACCCAGAAGUUUACGUGGUAGAGUUUGAAAAUGCGGACGAUCCUAUGCAUCCCCAAAACUGGCCGAUGAAAGAAAAGUAUACUUUGUCCUUAGCGAGUAUCCUCUCUCCUCACUGA
This is a messenger RNA of Penicillium manginii, 351 nucleotides long. RefSeq lists its product as uncharacterized. The transcript has a single exon. The record is from RefSeq and is a predicted model, not a curated record. Lineage: Eukaryota; Fungi; Ascomycota; Eurotiomycetes; Eurotiales; Aspergillaceae. The coding region runs from base 1 to 351 and encodes 116 amino acids.